AUGUACGACCUGACCGCUCGCAAGACGGUUGAUGAAGUUAGCGUCGCGGGAGGUGUGCGGUAUGUAGUGUGGUCACAGAAUGGCGUGUACGUGGCCUUCAUGUCGAAACACAAUGUUCUGCUUGCUGGCAAAAAUCUGGAGUAUUACCACUCCUUCCACGAGAACAUCCGCGUGAAGAGUGGGGCAUGGGAUGAGAACGGGGUGUUUGUGUACUCCACGCUGAGCCACGUGAAGUACUGCCUUCCCAACGGUGACAGCGGCAUCAUCCACUCUUUGGCGAACCCCAUCUACAUCACCAGGGUACACAAGCAGAUUAUGUACUACAUUGACCGGGAGCAGAAGGUCGGAAAGCAGCGACUAAACUGCUCGGAGUACCUCUUCAAGCUCGCGCUUCACAAGCGCAACUUUAAUGACGUGAAGCUGUGGAUCAGCAACGGGCGGCUCUGCGGCAACGCGGUGAUUGGCUACCUCAAGUCGAAAGGCUUUCCUGAGGUGGCUCUCCACUUCGUGGAAGACCAGCAGACGCGCUUCAACUUGGCCCUCGAGUACGGACACAUCGAGGAGGCCAUGACGGCAGCACAGGAGCUUGACGAGCGAAGUUGCUGGAAUCGCCUGGGUCUGGAAGCGCUCCGGCAAGGCAACCAGCAGAUUGUCGAGAUGGUGUACCAGAAGACCAAGAACUUCGAUGCCUUGUCCUUCUUGUACCUCAUCACUGGCAACAUCACAAAGCUGCGAAAGAUGCUGAAGAUUGCUGAGAUGCGAGGGGACGUCAUGUCUCGCUUCCACAACGCGCUUAUGCUGGGGCAAGUGGAGGAGCGAGUCAAAAUCAUGGCAGAGAUGGGGCAGGUGCCGCUGGCUGCGCUGACAGCACGGGCACAUCGGCUCACCGAGUACAUGGAGAAGCUGGAGGAAUUUCAUGGCUUUCCAGUGGGCUAA
This is a messenger RNA of Symbiodinium pilosum, 936 nucleotides long. NCBI's taxonomy places the organism in Eukaryota, Dinophyceae, Suessiales, Symbiodiniaceae. The record is from the annotation of a GenBank genome assembly.